AUGGCAACUUCGACGUCAUCUAUUAUUCCUUUUUCUCUCACGACGACUUUUACAGCCCCAACACAAUGCGCACAAUCAGUUGGCGGCUUGACAAUAUUACAGGAUGAUGCAUUCAGAAUAUGGCUCAACCACCCGCUUCCUGUCCCUGGUACUACCAUAUCCUCAUGCUACCCCGAACAAUUCGUUUCGAGUUUUCUUCUUCAGACGGGCGGGGUUUCUCAGGCGGCAUUCAGUCCACUGGUCUGUCCCGCUGGCUACACCACACAAGGACCAUAUACAUCAAAUUAUAUUGCAUGUUGUCCCAGUGGGUGGGAUGGAUUUGCACCAGCAUCCGACGCUCCUUCUGAUCGUCCUGCCUUUGGAGGUACAUGCUUCACAAAUAUCUUCAAUGUUCCUAUUCGAGUAACGUCAUACGAUAGCGAAAGCAUCAAGGCAUCGUCGAUCUUUACCGCCACCGGUUCCCUUGAUCAAGCUUUCGCCUUUCCAUACGAAGGAUUUGCCCUGGGAGUCGCCGUAGUAGCGAGCACCACUGCUACUGGGUCCCAAGCCACAUCUAGCUCAAUAUCUGCAGAAUCUUCUCAAGUUGGAAGCGACACAUCGUCAAGGCAUAAUACGGGUGUGGUUGCCGGAGCGGUUAUUGGAAGCAUAUUAGCCGCACUAUUUCUCACUGGAGCCGUUGCUUUGAUGAUCAAUUAUAGACAGAAAAGAAUGUCGGGUCAGAAUAACAGCGGCCAAUUCCCGGAGUAUGCUUCUCAUAUUCGACUCGCUACAUCCAGCCCAACUCCGAUGGUGUAUCUAUCACAACCACCACAAGUAUUGACGGAAUACUACAAGUCGAACGACGAAGGCAAAGUCAAUCGCUAUGAUGGUGAGCGGGCGUACCAUGAAUUGGAAGCGAAGAAGCCGGUUGUAUAUGAGAUGGGUGGUGAAGCUCGUUUACCAAUCACGAAGACAAAGGAGUUACCAGAUCUGCCACCGAAUCAGAAUACUUAA
Mollisia scopiformis is the source of this 993-nucleotide messenger RNA. RefSeq lists its product as uncharacterized. The transcript has 2 exons. The record is from RefSeq and is a predicted model, not a curated record. NCBI's taxonomy places the organism in Eukaryota, Fungi, Ascomycota, Leotiomycetes, Helotiales, Mollisiaceae. The coding region runs from base 1 to 993 and encodes 330 amino acids.